This is a messenger RNA of Cercospora beticola, 2384 nucleotides long. RefSeq lists its product as uncharacterized. NCBI's taxonomy places the organism in Eukaryota, Fungi, Ascomycota, Dothideomycetes, Mycosphaerellales, Mycosphaerellaceae. Gene Ontology annotation, molecular function: double-stranded DNA binding; RNA binding. Gene Ontology annotation, biological process: poly(A)+ mRNA export from nucleus. The record is from RefSeq and is a predicted model, not a curated record.
CACAUCGCCUCUCGGGCAAAUCGCAGCGAUGGUCAACAUUGACACGCUCUUCGAGGACUUUGUGCUCGCUCACGAGGAUCCCUCAGGCCCCAACGGCUAUCUCUUGGCCACAUGCGUCUCGCCUGACCCGCCCAAGCACGACCAGGGACGACUGUACCACUUUCGCAAUGGCAUAACUGCUGCAAACGCGCAGACUGACCUACGCUAUAAGCUGCAAUACAAUCCGUCGCUGCAUUUGGACAAGAAGGAGAUCAACACGUGGAUCGACAUCUUCUCCGCCUACCACAAGUUCGUGGGUACCUUGCUAGCAGCAGAAGAGCUGCAGAAUGUCGGCCAGACGAAUGAGGCAGACUGGGCACAGGUUUACGAGGACUGGAAGAAGGUGGUCAAUACCAUGUAUCAAGGGUACACUAUCGGCGUGCUUGGAGCAUGGACGAUCCCGUGUCUCUACGUGGCUGUCAAAUAUCUGCGAGUGUUCGCCAUAAAAGCAGACCAAAAGACCGCAAGUCAACGCGAGAGCGGCAUGGCAUUUGGUGGCAUCCAGGAAGAAGACGCUUUCGAUCCGAACAGCGCGAACGACAAGCUCGAAGAUGCUGCGCGUCAGAUCAACCGCAUUUUUGGUCUUUGUGCCGGCGACCGCAACCCACUUGAGGACUCGCGCAAGUGGGCACUCUAUUUCAUUGCCACUGCUCUUUUCAAAACCCACUUCAAACUCAACCACAUCUCGUUAUCGAAGAAUAUUCUGCGGACGCUCAAAUCGCAGAGUGACAUGCCGCCCCUCUCACAGUUUCCCAAAAGUCAUCAGGUCUCUUUCAUGUACUACUGCGGAGUCAUCCACUUUGUCGAUGAGGACUACGCUGCAGCUGAGCAGUAUCUCUCUUCGGCAUACAAUCUGUGCUACUCGAAGUCGGCGAAGAAUGUGCAGCUCAUACUGACUUACCUCAUUCCCACGAAACUGCUUACCUCGCACACGCUUCCCUCAUCAGCUGUGCUGUCACAGUAUCCAUCGCUAGCAAGGCUAUUCCAGCCAAUCGCAGAGUCGAUACGGAAAGGCGACCUGACCGGAUUCAACACAGCGCUGGAGAAUGGAGAAGAAGAGUUUGUCAAGCGGCGCAUAUACUUGACUCUGGAGCGCGGGCGAGACGUCAUCUUGCGCAACAUCUUCCGGAAGGUCUUCCUGGCUGGGGGUUAUGAUCCACCAAAAGAGGGCGAUACGGGUCCUCCACCUCGCAGAUCGAGAGUGUCGACGGACGAAUUCGCUGCCGCACUGCAGAUGGCAGGAGCAGAAGUGAACAACGGGGACCAAGGCUUCGAUUAUGAUGAGGUUGAGUGCUUGAUCGCAAAUGCGAUAUACAAGAACCUGAUGAAAGGAUACAUCGCCCGGGAACGUCGCAUGGUAGUCCUGAACAAGAACGGCGCAUUUCCGGGGACCGGCGUUUGACAACAUCCAUGCCGCACCUCAACCAGUUGUACUCUGACUUAGGCACAAAGAGCAUGAUUAUCGCCAGCCACCUUCGGGUACCAUAGCGAUAAAGUGAAGGCAACGCCUGUACCAUUGCGCCCUCGCUUGGCCUCAUGUCGAGCAACAUGGGGGCAAUCAGUUCCCGGCCCACACCUCCUUCGGCACUGAGCACACUAUCACGCCAUGCACCCGAGGCUUCGCUUACAUGCAUCCUUCAAUCAACCAUGAGUCACUGCGGCUGCCACACCUUUUACCCACCCGUGUCGAGAUCAUCGGCAAGGAUCGGAGAAUAUGUUUGAGAGACAUGUGGCAAGGCUAGCUUUAACGUAACUACACGUAUUGCUAUAUUGGUCUUGAACAAUGGGCAGUUGAAAAAAACUUCAGAGUAUGCAAGCGAUAUAUCACAUUACCGGAAGCCUCUUUUCGUUGCUUUCAACACAGUUUGGUCAGACUUCUCAGAAGAAGAUGUUCGAGAUCGAGACAUGGACGUUGUGUUUGAUGACCAUAAUUCUGAUUUCCAAUUUAUUGGCCUAGUCUCCUACAAGUACAAUCGAUCGCCCAGCGAUCUAAGUCCCGCAGCAAUCAAUGUCGGCAAGUCGCUGCGUUGGGUUGCGCUUCAUUUUCCUUCCCCAAGAUCUGACAGUCUGAUAUCGAAAAGUAGUGGGUUACAUUCUUGGUGUCCUUCCCAGCCCCCGCUCCCCUCAAACAAGUCGUCAAGAUGACAUAGUAGUACAAGAAUCCUUCGUGUUCGGUGCAGUUCUUAUGAUAUUUGUGUCAUGUUUUCGAAGUCGAUUUGCCCAAACGCCGUGCUGAUGCUGAAAAUGGUAAUUAUGCUUGCAGAAUAGUUGAAUGCAGAAGGGUAUCAAUGAUGUGGCGAGUCGUGAUGCUGAAUAGUGAACCAGGCCGAUUGGCCGCCCGGAUG